UAGACGCAAGUGGUAUUAAAAUACUCUUAUGUCUUCUCAACCACAACAAAAGAUUUAAGAUUUAAAUGUUUUUGAUUUUAUUAUCCCACUGCAGUAAAUAACAGUAGACUUUUGGAGCAGUUGGAGUUGGAUUGAAUCGGAUGGAUACAUUGUCUCUCUUAAUCAUUGACGUAUGUAUUAGAGUCCGUACAAACCUUGAUUAAUGCAAAAGUCGCCUUGUGGAAAUCGCCAAAUGAUUAUUCAAAUCGUAUAACACGUUUUCCAACUCCACUAUAGAGUUAAAACACACAAAUAAUUGUCUAUAUAUUUUAGCUUUCAUCUAAGCUCAGCUCUUCAUCCGAAACACAUCAGAAAGAAAAAAACAAAAACAAUGUCAACUUUCCUCUACUUUCUCUAUCUUUUGCCUAUCUUCUCAGUUUCCUUUUUCAUCAUAUCAAAAAAGCUCAAACCCUCGAAAUGGAAACUUCCUCCAGGCCCCAAGACGCUUCCCAUCAUCGGAAACUUGCACAACCUCAAUGGCCUGCCUCACGCGUGUUUUCGAAACCUCUCCCAAACGUACGGUCAGGUGAUGCUUCUCCGUUUCGGAUUCGUCCCCGUGGUCGUGAUCUCAUCGAGAGAAGGAGCAGAGGAAGCUCUCAAGACCCAAGAUCUCGAGUGUUGCAGCCGACCAGAGACGGUCGCGACAAGAAUGAUCUCUUACAACUUCAAAGACAUAGGGUUCGCUCCUUACGGCGAGGAAUGGAAAGCGUUGAGGAAGCUCGUGGUUGUGGAGCUUUUGAACAUGAAGAAGUUUCAGUCGUUUAGUUACAUCAGAGAGGAAGAGAAUAACUUGCUGGUCAAGAAACUUAUGGAAUCUGCUCUGACGCACUCCCCUGUAAAUUUGAAGAAGACCCUUUUCACGCUUGUUGCUAGUAUCGUGUGUAGGCUCGCGUUUGGGAUAGAUAUCCACAAGUGCGAGUUCGUGGACGAGGACAACGUUGCGGAUCUUGUUCAUAAGUUUGAGUUGGUUGUGGAUGGUAUUGCUUUCUCAGACUUUUUCCCUGGAGUUGGUUGGCUUAUCGACAGAGUUUCAGGACAGAACAAGACACUGAACAAUGUUUUCUCGGAGCUAGACACUUUCUUCCAGAACAUUCUUGAUGAUCAUCUUAAGCCUGGAAGAACCGUGUCAGGGAACCCUGAUGUUGUUGAUGUGAUGGUUGAUCUGAUGAAGAAGCAAGAGAAAGAUGGUGACUCUUUCAAGCUCACCACAGAUCAUUUCAAAGGAAUUAUCUCGGACAUAUUUCUUGCUGGAGUAAACACUAGCGUCAUCACACUGAUCUGGGCCAUGACAGAGCUGAUCAGAAACCCCAGAGUGAUGGAGAAAGUGCAACGCGAGAUUAGGACAACACUUGGGGACAAGAAGAAGAGUCUAACAGCAGAUGAUCUAAACCACCUUCACUACUUCAAACUCGUGGUCAAGGAGACAUUCAGGUUACACCCAGCAGCUCCACUCUUACUCCCAAGAGAAACAAUGUCUCAAGUCAAGAUCCAAGGCUACGACAUCCCCGAGAAAUCCCAGAUGAUGAUCAACAUUUACUCGAUAGCACGCGAUCCAAAACUCUGGACAAACCCUGAUGAGUUUAACCCUGACAGGUUUCUCGACAGUUCUGUAGAUUACAGGGGACUAAACUUUGAGCUUUUACCGUUUGGUUCUGGUCGGAGAAUCUGUCCAGGGAUGAAUAUGGGAAUCGCCACGGUGGAGUUGGGACUGUUGAAUUUGCUUUACUUCUUUAACUGGGGGUUGCCUGAAGGGAAGACUGUGAAAGACAUCGACUUGGAAGAAACUGGUUCGAUCAUUAUCAGCAAGAAAACAACUCUUGAGCUUGUUCCACUUCUUCAUAACUUCAACAAAUAGUGAUUGCGUUAUGUGUUUGCCCAAAAAAAAAAGUCAAUGAGUUAUGUGUAUAUGUUCUCAUCUUCUUUUCUUUUUUUUACUGGUUGUGUUGUUUGGAUUUUUGUUCACUUUGUAUAAUAGGUUAAGCAAAUUAAAUAGAACUAAAUCUUGUAUGUAUGGAAUUAGAUAUGUCAACUAACACCGUUUUGUAGCUUGAAUCCACUCGGCUCUAUAAAUUAUUUAAUUUAUGUUUGGUUAUAUAAAUCCAAAAAAUUGAAAAUUUUCGAAGUAAAAAUCUGAUAUUUUAGAAUUAAGCUUGUCUAGGUUAAAACCAGCUCGAAAAAUCCAAAAGUUAGCCAUUGGAACAAAUUUUAAACAUUCAAUUUUAUUACGGUUGGUUUAAACCCAUUAUAUCAUAGAAAACAAAAUGAAAGAUGAAUUAAAUAAAAAAACUAAUGACUUUUUCCAUAUUAACUAACAUACCAUGUCAAUUUUAUAUGAGUCUUGAUAACUGCAUAGCCUUGAAUCAACUAGUGUGAUUGGAAAAUAUAAGAUAAA
Messenger RNA from Brassica rapa (field mustard), 2431 nucleotides. Its product is annotated as cytochrome P450 71B7. Gene Ontology annotation, molecular function: iron ion binding; oxidoreductase activity, acting on paired donors, with incorporation or reduction of molecular oxygen; monooxygenase activity. The record is from RefSeq and is a predicted model, not a curated record. NCBI's taxonomy places the organism in Eukaryota, Viridiplantae, Streptophyta, Magnoliopsida, Brassicales, Brassicaceae.